Entrophospora sp. SA101 is the source of this 312-nucleotide messenger RNA. The record is from the annotation of a GenBank genome assembly. Lineage: Eukaryota; Fungi; Glomeromycota; Glomeromycetes; Entrophosporales; Entrophosporaceae.
AUGGCCGGAAUUACAUUCUUUCAAGGAUUUCUAGAUAGAGUUAGCAUUAAUCCAGUAGGAGCAGGAACAAGAAAUUGGGCGAUAGGUAUGUUCCGAAGUUGUUUGAAUGAAUUUUCUGGUGAUUGGUACGAUAAAAAACUUCUUGGAAAAAAUUGGGCAUUAACUAAUAUAUAUGACAAUCAUGCAUACGUCAAUGCAAAUGUUGGCACCCAUAAUGCUACUACAGCAGCGGAUGUAGAUGCUAAAAUGCUCCCAUGUGAAACUGUUGCGGAAGAUUGGACCAAUUCUGAUGGAGAACACGACUUAGGUUAG